Molecule: messenger RNA, 4054 nt
Organism: Punica granatum (pomegranate)
Lineage: Eukaryota; Viridiplantae; Streptophyta; Magnoliopsida; Myrtales; Lythraceae
Source: RefSeq, a predicted model, not a curated record
CAUGUAGAAUAUGAUCGAUUUCGAUGAUCUUCCUAAUUCGAAUUUUUAAGCUCCAUAACUGGAAUAUGAUUGAAUUGAACUUCCAUGCGAUAAAAAAUGGGAGCAAAUUCAGGAUUAGACUUAAUUUCUUAACCUUGCCUAGGUACGACCUAAUUUUACAAUUAGACCUGAAGUCUGCAAGAGUGACCCUGGGAGUUAACCUCUCAAUUCUUAUAACCGCCAAGACAUCCAACGGCCACCAUGUGUCUCGCGCCAAAACCAUUCCAUCGCCACCGUCCGCUCCAUCCACCAACCGCACCCUUGAGGAAGAAUCAUCCAAACAAGAACACAACUUUUCCCCUCAGUUUCUCAUUCUCCUCUGUGUCUGCAGAACUCGAAAAAUGGCAAUUCAUUUGCUCCAGCAGCUCCUGCUGGCAUCCCUCGCUUCCUCGACUCUCAUCAACCCCUGCGUCUCUCAACUCUCGGAGAACGAAGAAACAUUGCCUGCAUUCGCUUUUAGUUGGCCGAACAAUAACGGCACGUUCAGAGCGGGAGAUGUUGCUGUCAUUGACAUUAAGGUGCUUGGGAAUCUAGAGAACAUGAGCGAUUUCAAGCCCGUUAUUAGCGUUAAUGAGAAGCCCGGAAACAGUUGCUAUGUCUCUGGCGUGGGGUUGGAACAUUUUGGGGAGGGUCCAAGUUUCAGCAGUUGGAGGAUCGUCUUCACUCCAAUUAGGGUAGGCAUGUUCAAUGUGAUCAUCACCGAGGACCGAUUCAAAGUUCUAGAUUCCUCUCUUCAUUUUGAAGUCUUACCAGGUCGUAUCUACUCAUCAGUCUGCUCCGUGUCGUGGAUUGGCCUCGUGAAUGAGUUUGCUGCAGGGACGAAAGCUACUGUUAGGAUUCUCCCCAAGGAUGCAUUUGGGAACAAUGUUUCUUCAACAACUGAGCCGCUGGACUCGUACAACUUCACAGUGUCUGCGCUGCUCGAAAACGGUUCAGCUGCAAGCUUGGCAAACACCACUUACAUGGGUCAGAAUGAGUUUGGAUACAUUAUUAUCGAGUUCGUAGCAUCUGCUGCUGGAAAGUUCUUCUUACAGGUACUGGGACAAGGAGCAAACCUGGACGGAUCCCCCCUCCCGUUCCAGGUGAACCCAGGACCUCUAGAUGUUCCAAGCUGUACGGCUGAAUGGAAGUUUGAGACAAAUUCUUGGCAAAUAUUCUCCAAGGUGGAGAUAUACAUACGUCAGCUCGAUCGAUAUGGGAAUCUCAUUCCUGGAUUGUAUGAAUUUGAUGCCGAUGUCAUUGAGAAAGAGAUGAACCUGUCUAUUCCCAUUCCCGAUCUCUACUUUGAGGAAGUCUCUCCAGGAAUUCAGCUCUUCUCCUUCAGCGCAGUGGAGUCGGGCAACUUCUCGCUCACUAUAUUUGAUGAGGAGCACAACAAAAGCAUUUCUAAUAUGCCAUAUGAAUUUACAGUUUUUGUAGGUCGAUCACAUUUUCCCGAACAUUACCCUUUGUGUGUAUGUUUUGCUGAGGUUUCAGGAUUUACUGGCAGUGGUUUUAAUUUGAUAGGAUACUGUGAUGGAUCGAACAGUGUUGUCAAUGGCUCGGGUUUGAAUAGUUCGGCCCCGGGAAAAGUUGCGGAGUUCUCUAUCUACUUAAUAGACCUUUUCCAGUACCCAUCUCCAGUUGAAAUUGAAAGAGUUCGAGUCCAAAUCAUACGGGAAAUCGAUUCUUCUUAUGUAGAAUCAAGUAUAUAUCCUCUGCAAUUUACUAAUGGAAGUACACAGAAUAGAGCUUUGACAGUGAGCUCCGCGAAUGAGACAACUCUCGGUCCGGCACCAUCCCCUAACCUCAGAAACAGUUCAACUGGGGCCUGGAGUGCUUGGGCUAGUGCUUUCAUUGUGGUCUAUCUACCGGAAAAGAGUGGGACCUAUCAAAUUAGUGUUUUCUGCGGAAAUAUAUUACUUAACAGCGGAAGUCCCUUCAGAAAGGAAGUCAUUGCAGGGGAGGUUGAUAUGACGCUUUCAGGCGUCGUGGAGCUCCAUCCCAAGGUUCCUAAGCACAUAAAGAACGAAGUGGUAGUGAGGUUAAUGGAUUCGUUUUAUAAUCCUGUCCUCGGGCAGCAGUCAAGGCUAAAGCUCGAGAUCACUUCAAAGAACAAUUCGGAUUUUCUGAAUUGGGCAUUUGUGAACAACAGUGACGGGUCUUACAGUGGACACUACGUGGCUAUGGAUGUCGGAACUUACGAGCUCUGUGUGUCAUUUGAUGGAAACCCAUUCAAAUCUUGCCCUUCCAUUGUAAACGCGUAUAGCAGUGAAUAUUUUCCACAAGCUUACAAUGAUACAGCAUCAGUUUGGGAGGAUGAGUCAAUUGCUUUCGAUGCUUUGGAGAACGAUUUCUUUGCUGGGGACAAUGCAAGUAUUCUCAAUUUUUCACAGCCAAGUCACGGUUCGCUUCUCCAAUAUGAGCGGCUGCUUAGAUACACACCGUUCCGAGAUUUUUAUGGAAAUGAUUCUUUCUUGUACACAAUCGCCGAUGUCAAUGGCAAUCAAGCCACAGGGUCUGUAAAGAUAAACGUUCUCAUAAUACCGCCCCAGUUCAUCUCCUUUCCGACUCUAUUGGAAGCUACUGAAGACAUCAUAAGUCCCAAGUUUGGUGGCUAUUCAGGUUUGAGGGUCACAUAUUCAGAUCUCAAGGAAAAUAUAUCGGUUGCGCUGAGUGCACAGUCUGGCAGUGUAUCUCUCUCCCCCAUGAUGAUGGAGUUGGGCCAAUCGGAACUUUCCAUCGAGAUAGGGGAUGGAGAAAAGGAUGAUUUAGUUCUGCAGGGUCGUGUUGAAGUUGUUAAUGCUGCUCUGCAGUCAUUCCAGUAUCUCGGGAACGAGAACUUUAGCGGUGGGGACACCAUCCGAGUUUCCAGCUGGAACAAGAAUGGAAAAAAUGAUUUGGAUAUUCCUAUGUUUGUGGAACCCAUCAAUGAUCCUCCCUUCAUCUGUGCUCCCGGAUUCAUCAUCCUCAAUUACAGGAGUGAUGAUAAGUCGCUGAUAUUCGACAGAGAAAGGGAUGAGUUUGACUUCUUUGUCGGGGAUCCCGACGUUCCUCAUUUUCCAGGUGGCGACCCCCAAUUUCUGGUUGCAUUUUCGUUAGAAGUCAGCAACGGUUUCAUUGUAACCACUUUGCCUGCACAGCUUGUGAACACGACCGAACUGAAGCUGAAGAGAAUCUAUCAGUGGCAACCACUUCAGACUUAUGUUUCCAUCUCGAAACAUUUCAUGGUUCAAGCAGUCGGGGUUCGGUUCCAAGGAGCAAUAAACGAAUGCAACGAAGUAAUGCAGCAGCUGUACUAUCAUGGUGGGGACGGUGGCGCUGUGUUGACGCUGAAGCUCAAUGAUUUAGGAAACUACGGCCGCUUUCCCGAAUGCACUGAGAAGCUUUCCCAGCCACUGUAUGCUGAAGCUUCGGUAAAUCUGAUUCGGAGAAGUCCCAUGAGUUCGCUGCUAGCACAUUCACUGGGAACAGCUAUUAUAAUCGAGCUCGUUGUGUUGCUCUUACUCGGGGUCCUACUACUGUUUUUCACGUGCAAAUGCGCAUUUCUUCUUGUAAACGAAAGGAGAAAGCGUCGCGCCAAUGCUACUUCUGGAUCAUCAAGCAUCCACAAUUCCAGGAAAUAUCCUUCGACCACGAACUCACCAGAGAAUGCAACCUACUUCUCUGCCCGUUGCUUAAGCCGCUCUUUGCUAGGCGGGAAGCUCCAGGAAAUUCGCCAGCGGUUUCGAAGACGUUCAGGAAAUGAAGUACGGACCAAUGAUCACUCGAGUCAAGGUCCCAUGCUCACUGUCUCUCCGUUCAAUAUCGAGAAAAACAGAGAUACUAUAAGCCCCUGAACAUAUUAGACAACCUUUUACUCGAUGUUGAACCCUCAAUAGUAAAGGAAACAGCAGAUGACGCUCUGAUAUAUUUCGAAUUAGAGGCAUGCUCAUCUCCACAGACGUGCUGUUUGUUACUUUGUUUUAUUUAACACGAAAUCACAAGCUUCGCAAACACAAUGGAGCAACAUACACAGUACUAAUUCCAUAGCUAU